UGUGUGUCACUCGCGCGUGGCCGCAACGCAGUGGGGCGGUAAACGAGGAGAAACGAUGGCUUUGUGUGCCGCGUGAAUGCGCGAGCGAGAUCCGCAGUGUCCCGUUGCAGUCUGGUCCCAGUGUCGUUCUCUGUUCUCUCUCGCGUUAUCGGUGUGUUGGUAACCAGAGCGCGUACGCGCGGGCGCACGCGGUGGAGAGAGAGAGGGAGAGAUUGAACGAGAAGAAAAGAGAAGGAUGGUGUGCGUAUGUACGUGAGGGCCGUCGCAACUUCUCGCGCUCAAGUCUACUCGGCGCUGUCGAGGCCAAAAAUAGACGAAUGGACGACGAGCGCGCCGUCAUCGUCGUCGUCGUCGUCGGUGGUAGUGAUGGUGGUGGCGAUGGUUCCUCGCGUGCGUUUCUCGGUGAUGCCCUCGUACCUUUGAGAGCAGCAUAGAUCCGAGUUGCCAUCGUCUCCGGAGAAGGAGAGAGAGAGAGAGAGAGAGAGAGAGAGAGAGAGAGAGAUGGAGGUACUCAAGACAUCCCAGGAAAUCGUCCACGAAGGAUUGCUCAUCAAAUCGCCGCCCACGAAGCUCUGGAGAGCGCGUUGGAGAAAGCGGUGGUUUGCCCUUCGUCACAGCGGCGAAUUGCCUGGGCAAUACUUUUUGGAGUAUUAUACAGAUAGACGUUGUCGUAAACUCAAAGGCCGUAUUGAUUUGGAUCAAUGUGAACAGGUGGAUGCGGGUCUUCGAUUUGAAAAUCGUAAAGAGAAAUACCAGUAUAUGUUCAAUGUUAAGACACCUAAACGGACCUAUUAUUUAGUAGCUGAGAACGAAGCAGAUAUGAACAAAUGGGUGGAUGCGAUAUGUCAAGUUUGUGGUCUAAAAGCUUACACUCAGGACGAGGAACAACAAAUGUUUCAAUACGAGUCUCAAGAAUCCCCGCCAACUUCGCCCACCAGCACGAUCUCCGGUCCGUACAUUCCUAUUAGCGAGUGCAUUUCCGGUCGUCGGCUCAACGAUACUAGCUCCCUGAAUUCGGCGCUCGGGCAAGGACCGGAGCAUUAUGAUGCUCCGAGGAGAUUAGCGCCUUCGCCACCUCGAUCACCCACGACGACGGACGCCGAGAGCGUCUUCACCGAUGACGAAUGGACAACGCCUGUACCCGGUGCAAACUGGGACACCCUUCCCUCAACUGGUGAUUCGCGGCAUCACGAGAUCGGUUCAUGGAGUGUAAGGAAACGCUUCGGCAAGCUUAGAAUUGUUGAUUCUGCAGUACCACCGGCUGCGGAGAAGUUACCAGUCCCGCCUAGACCGCCAAAACCGCCUCACAUGUUACCCGAGAACCCAGGUCAUAAUUAUCUGAAUCUAGAUGGUGCCACUGAGAGUUCAAAACCGACUACUCCGGCGACGCCGGCAUCAACAACCUCUGCUGCCACGACGACGGCGACAGUAGGCGCUGUGACUGACGAGUCCUAUGAUUUUCCGAGAUCUCAUCAACCGCAAACGACGGUCGAGAAUAAUGCGGCGGUCGACCAAUCAUCGAAACAUCUUUACUCGAACGCUGCGCCGAGCACCGUCAACGAUGAAACGACCACACACAAUGUGUUUCGCUACGAUUUUCACGAAGACGAGCCGCCGAGUCCACGGUCUGAAAGCUCCACCGCGGCUACGUACUCGAAUCUACCGAGUCCUCUUGUACGAGACUCAAGCGCCGUACCGAUCGCCAUGGCGCCGCCUCCGCCAAUGGUCUACAGAGAGUUAAAGCCGGGCAGAAAGACCAGUGAUUCAAUGUCUGUUGUCAGUAACGAGCCAUCACCGGGCCCGAUAGUAGCGGUAUGCGAUGUGAGUUCUGCUGAACACUCGCCGGCCGAACCGCCAAGCAUCAACAGAAAACUAAAACCAUCCUUGAGUAAAUCACCGGUAGAAGCACCCCAUUUGCAAUUAGCAUCUCCUCCUGGCAGAGGAAGAAUGCGGGCGGCACCUAGUCCGACACCUCCAUCGCAUAUGCACUCGACACGUCAUCAGUCUACGUCGGACGAAGACAAUAAUGCGUUUGAGGAUAAAGAGGAGAUAUACUAUUAUCAAGAUCACAAUACAUUUAUUCCGGCGUCCAAUCGUCGCUUAGUAGUGUUGCAAUAUCUGGAUCUCGACUUGGAGGCGACGGAAAGCUUCAGUUCUUCGACAUUACCGCCCGCGCAGUCGCCGCCGAAUACGACGGUGUACAAAACCGUGGAUUUUCUGAAAACCGAGGCUUUUAAUCGCACUCGGCAACGAGUAGAGGAGGAGAGAAAGUUGUGCUCGGACGAAUUAGCAUAGAGAAUAAAUUUGUAUAUUAUAUAUAAAUAGAUUACACAGAUGUUAAAUACAUCAAGAAGUUACAUAAUAAACUUUUUACUAUAUUAUAUAGAUGAAAGCACAGGUCACGCGAGACCUAUCUUAUUUUAAGCAUUAGAAUUAGCACAUUAGAAUACAGUACUAUGCGAACAUGUGGUACUAUUCUCAAUUGAAAGACUGCGAUAUCAACGCAGUACUUAGGGUGCGAAUCCAUGCAGCGGAUUAGCGUAACGCGGAACGAAAAGGGAACCAAUCGCGAGCAUUCUGCAGUUUUUGUUACGCCCGCGAUUGGUUCCCUUCUCGUUCCGCGUUACGCUAAUCCGCUGCAUGGGUUCGCACCCUUACCAAAAGACAGUGUCUACUGUUUUUGCAGUAUAUCGUUUUAUCGUUUAUCUAGCGGCGAUUUGCUUUAAAAAUUGCUAUGCUGUCAAAAGAGGCAAUCGAAUGUUAAAACACGUUGUAUAGCAAUAGAAAAUGGACCAAAAAUGUAAUGUUGUAGAUAAGGAAGAGAGAACAGCAGAAUGAUGAGCAGAAGUCACACUUUUUCGUCGAUCGUUGCAUCGGAGAAAAAGUCUUUUCGAAAAAAGAAUUUUUUUAUUAAAUAAGUAAAGUAUUCAAAUGCUAAAGAUUUUUAUACUUUGGUACAUUUAUGAUUCUACAUAAUUUACAGAUGUUAAUUUACAGAUAUGGUUAACGUGUGCACGGUAUUUUUAUUAUCAUAGUAUGUAUUUUGAAUUUUCAAAUAAUUAAACAGUCUGAAAGUUUAAAAAAUGAAUCUUAAAUUAUUCGGCUUGAACUUCAAGAACGAAAAAAAUUUUCAGUUUUCGAGAUUUUCGUCAAUCAUCAUAUGUACAACGAAUAACAAAGCCUGUAGUAUUGCUUGUUUCAAGAUAUUCUAUUUUUAGCUUUAGAUAAAUUGUUAUAUAAUAUUUUUUUAUCAUAUCGUGCAUUGCAAUCUAUUUCACGAAGAUGAUUAAAUUUUUACAAAAUGUGUAUUACAGGAAUAGUCACUUACUGCAUUAACAGAGUUACAAAACAAAAUAUCGAAUUAUAUAAUACACGUUACAUAGAGAUUCUCUCUUUUAUCAAAAACUAGUCUAAUGUAAUGAGACUAUAGAAAUUAUUGCAUGCCUUGAUUAUAUACAAUCUUAUAAAAAUUGUUGAAAUAAGAGUGACCUUGAAUGUAUAUUGCCAUUUUAUAAGUUACAUUUUAAUUAUUAAUAUCGCGAAACACUUAUAAUUGAAUUUUAAUUAUUAUUUGACACUACAAUAUAUUUAUUGCAUUUGUAUUAUCCGAUAAUAGGAAUAUAAUUGCCGUCGAAAAAACGGGAUAUGAGAAAAUAUACGUUUUAUAUUUAAUAUCUAAUCAUUUUUAUCUGUAAAUUGUAUAUGCUACAGAUAUAUAUAUGUACAUAUAUAUGCGAACACGUGAAUGUGCAGAUAGCGCAAUUUUAUUUUUUUAAUUGAUAAUAUUGUGUAAUCUUAAAAAAUUGGUUAUAUUAAAUCAGUUGGAACGACAGAGUUAUACAAUCGUGCUCUUGAAAAAAUAUGUCUAGAACUACGAUUAUUAUAGCUAUGUUAAUAUUUCAGAUUGAAUUUGUAUGUAGCAACAUACAUUAUGCAAAAUACAAAAUGCAUGAAAUAUAUGAGAUUCAGGGCAUUCACAGAAAUGUAUAUCAACAAUAGUUGCUACAGAUUCUCACUUUUACAUCCUUUUUAUGUUAAACACAUGCUCUCAUCGAACUUAUAAUAGAAAAAGUUGAUAUGUUUUUAAAAAUAUUUCAAAGAUGUUUGGUCUCUUUGUAUGAUUUAUAUGGUAUUCUUUAAAUGUCUCGCUCAAGCGUUACCGUAAUUAUAUUUUAUAUGUCGGCGUUGUGUAAUAUGUAUAUUUUUUCUUAUAAAAAAAGGAUAUGUUACACGCGAUCAAUGCAAUAUUUCAAGAACAAAUAUCCUAUAACAUUUCAUAUCGACCAAAUACUUGUGUGUGUCACUCCGUGGUACGAAUUGUAUCCCUCUACCAAUAUUUUGUACAGUAGAUUUAAAUAAUCGCUUUAUUCUUUCCUCUUGUGCAAUCACAUCACGUGUAUGCACAUGUCGCAUAUCAUUAAAGAGAGGUACAAACAAAAU
This is a messenger RNA of Formica exsecta, 4440 nucleotides long. It is a transcript of the gene dos, whose product is annotated as GRB2-associated-binding protein 2. The coding region runs from base 502 to 2295 and encodes 597 amino acids. The record is from RefSeq and is a predicted model, not a curated record. The transcript has 7 exons. Lineage: Eukaryota; Metazoa; Arthropoda; Insecta; Hymenoptera; Formicidae.